CUGUGUCCGCGCCGCGAUCACCCGGGAAGCCCGAUGCCAGCGCCGCGCGUCGGCUGAGAGGGGACAGGGCGGGUUUCUCCCGCUCGCCCCGGAUCCGGUCUCCGCAGCGGCUGCGCGUCCCAGCCCGGGCUUCGCUGGCCCGGGAGUGAGUCGCAGCGACAGGAGGACCAGAGCGGCGGCCCGGGGUUGGCCCGGGCUGGGAAAGGAGGGACGGAGCCGUGGGGAGGGCUCAGGGGGCGGGGAGGGGACCCCGGAGGAGAGAGAUGACAAUGUCUCUCAUCCAAGCGUGCCGCAGCCUGGCUCUCUCAACAUGGCUGCUUUCCUUUUGUUUCGUGCAUCUGCUCUGCCUGGACUUCACCGUGGCGGAGAAGGAGGAAUGGUACACCGCCUUCGUGAACAUCACCUAUACCGAUCCCGAGCCCGGGGCCGCCGUGGCGGGAGGCGGUGGCGGCGCCGAGCUGCACACGGAGAAGAGCGAGUGCGGCCGAUACGGCGAGCACUCGCCCAAGCAGGACGCGCGCGGCGAGGUGGUCAUGGCCAGCUCGGCCCACGACCGCCUAGCUUGCGACCCCAACACCAAGUUCGCCGCGCCGGCCAACGGCAAGCACUGGAUAGCCCUCAUCCCCAAGGGCAACUGCACCUACAGGGAUAAGAUCCGGAACGCGUUCCUGCAGAACGCCUCUGCUGUGGUCAUCUUCAACGUGGGCUCCAACACCAACGAGACCAUCACCAUGCCCCACGCAGGUGUGGAAGACAUCGUGGCUAUAAUGAUUCCUGAGCCCAAAGGGAAGGAGAUAGCGAGCCUGCUGGAACGGAACGUCACCGUGACCAUGUACAUCACCAUCGGCACCCGGAACUUGCAAAAAUAUGUGAGCCGCACGUCGGUUGUGUUUGUCUCCAUCUCCUUCAUUGUUCUGAUGAUCAUUUCUCUGGCAUGGCUGGUCUUUUAUUAUAUCCAGAGGUUUCGAUAUGCAAAUGCCAGGGACAGGAACCAGCGCCGACUGGGAGAUGCAGCAAAGAAAGCCAUCAGCAAGCUCCAGGUCAGGACCAUCAGGAAGGGUGACAAGGAAACAGAAUCCGAUUUUGAUAACUGUGCAGUCUGCAUAGAAGGGUACAAGCCCAACGAUGUGGUCAGGAUCCUGCCCUGCCGGCAUCUUUUCCACAAAUCCUGCGUUGACCCCUGGCUUCUAGACCAUCGCACCUGCCCCAUGUGCAAGAUGAACAUUCUUAAGGCCCUAGGGAUCCCGCCCAAUGCUGACUGCAUGGAUGACUUGCCCAUUGAUUUUGAAGGCUCUCUAGGAGGUCCACCAACCAAUCAGAUCACAGGAGCCAGUGACACAACUGUCAAUGAAAGCUCAGUCACUCUGGACCCUGCUGUGAGGACAGUGGGGGCCCUGCAGGUGGUCCAGGACCCAGACCCUGCUCCUCAGGAGGGAGAAGCCAUCUUUACAACAACUAACAGUGAUCAAGAGCCAGCAGUGAGCAGUGAUUCUGACAUCUCAUUAAUUAUGGCACUGGAAGUGGGCCUGUCUGAUGUAGAACUUUCCACUGACCAAGACUGCGAGGAGGUGAAAUCUUGAGAUGGUAGAAACGGACAAAAGAAAACAUAGGAACCAGGGGGACAGGAAGGAAGCAUGCUCCGAGAAUUGAACUGAAUACACGGCCUUCAGAUCACCAUGGCAACCCCAGGGCACUCUGUUCAAGAGUGGUAAUGAAAGCAAUAUCCAAAGUCUCCCAAGUCAGGACUCGGGUCCCAUCUCGGCAACAGCCUGUGGCCUUGAUGCGGAAGUUGAAAGCUGGAUUCUUUGGUGUUCGUGCAGACGUGUGGCAGACCGGAAGUAGAGCGUCAGAGCGUCUUCACUUGAUUUCAGCCUCUGCCAUCUUCUUGUUCUUGUUUGGGAAAGAUGGUUUCAUUCCCUUGGCAAUUUCUUUUUAAAGUUGAUGUAUAGUUUACAUCGUCCCUCUGUUUUCCGGUUGAUUCACUCCAGCCCGUAUACAGAGGUCUGUUUAGAAGUCCCAGUUGCUGCUCCAGUGAUUGGUUUAUACCAGGUCUUGGGAUUCACAGUCAUGAGUUAUCAGUAUGACGUAUGUAUGACUUUGAGGAUCACCUCAGCACACUGAAACAGUGGGAGCCAGAUUUUAUCAAGUGUCUAACCCCCUCCUCUAAGUGGGUCUUGUCGAGCCCAGCUGCCAGACAGCAACACUAAGUUCUGGAUCUGCUGAGUUGGUCGCUCGUUAUUUUCAGCUCCAUCAAUCACAUGGGCUUCCACUGGUCAUGCUCUGUCGGGGGCCAUCUUGGUAGGAGAGGACUACCAGGGAGGAAUGUCUAAAACUCAGAAGUCCCCAAAGGACACCAUGACAAAGUUCAGAGUAUAUGGAACUAUAAGCCUAGUUUAAAAACAAAACAAACAAACAAAAAAAACCCUGAUACCCCAUCUUCCCAGGGUAGGGGAGAUUCCUGACUCCCUGAUUUCCCUCCAAGGCCUUAGCAGUUUAUCACCUUCAUAAAUGAAUUCCAUGGGUACGAGGUAUAGAAAAGAUGCAAUCAUGUUUCUUAGGUCACUGGCACCCAGGUGUAAGCUUACUUCAGGGACUGUCCUGUUAACCUUCACCAGCCUACAUGGAAAGAUCUAAAUAAGUCCUUAAGAGUUUGUAUCUCGGGUCUUCCUGAGAGCAUCCAGGUAUCAAGAGGAGAAUGAGGUAUGAUCUGAUAAAGUCUGAAUCAAAAUGUGCAUCAUGGGAACUUGCUAAAUUGAGUUUCUUCUGAUUGUGAGAAUCGAAUAAGAUUAAAAGAAAAAAAUAACAAAUGACUAUCAAAACCCACUGUAUUAUAAAGUGGUUUAUGAUUUUAUUCUCUUUUAGUCUGAAACAAUAACAAAUGUGUGCUGUCUUUCAAGUGGACAGUAUUGUGAUAUACACAGCAAUUCCAGAGGCAGAGGUGGCCACCUGUGUCCCUCUGGAUGAUCAGGAGGAUCUCCUCUUCCUUCUCUUCCCCCUCUUCUUCUUUCUCCUCCUCUUCCUCCCCCUCCUCAUUGCUAGCAGUUGGCAAGGUCACACAGAGCAGGGAUUGACCAGGAAAGCAAGCUCUUCCCGCUGAGCUGUAUUUAUGUUUGAUUUGGGCUUUUCCACCUCAUUACAUUAAUAUCAUUCAAACAGCGCUUGGUUGACCUGUAAAUCUUUGCUGCCCACUGCAAUUUUGAGUCCAGGGGAAUGGAAUUCUCCACUGAUUGCUCGCUCUUUUUUCUUCCUUUCUUUCUUCCUUUCUUUCUACUUUUAAUGUGUUCCUAUUUGAUGGUUCAUGAGGAGAGAGCAAAGCAAGAAAAAUGAUAACAAGCUUCAGAAAAAUCACCUCUGGCUAAUAAUGGCUAAUGUUUAACACAUCCCAUAAUUUAACGCCAGCCUCUAAGGACUGGGAUGCUCCAUGGCGAGGAAGCAGGUGAGUGCUAAAUCAGAUUCUGUCAGAUGAAGUUUCAGAGAUGAGUCUCACGGUCCCCUCUUUCUUGGAUCACACAUUUGCACUUCUCCAGGGGGAUCUGUGUUGUGAAAACAGCUGUGUCACAGAGCAAAUUUUGAUAUUUAGUCUAAUGACAUUAGGGUAAUUCAACAAGAGAAAUACAAAAUUACAUUGCAUGACCAGAGAGGAAAAGAUCUGAUGGGGGUUUUCUGGCCAGUGGUCAAGUAAAUCACUGAUUACAUACGCAAGCCCUUGACCUGACAGCCUACAGGAUGCUAGUGAAAGCAAAAGGGGCCAAGAGAUCCAUCUUUGGCCUCUGGAUGUGACUCCAAGGAGGCCCUGUGGCAAAUUCCCUGAGCCUUUGACAGUCUCUGCUUACCAAAGAGUUUUGAAAGCUGUCCCUGUGGCUUUCAUGGCAGAAGAAAGAUUAGAGAGAAAGUUUCCUCUUGAGAUAAACUGGGAAAGCUCUCACUAUAGACUUUGCUGUCACCUUCCACAAUGAGGAGACCCUGGCCUGACGACCCAGCAAGCCACACAUGGCUGUGCAUCCCAGGAAUGCACACUGAAUAUGCAUUUACAGUCAUGCAUUUUUUCUGGAGCAGGUGGUGCACCAACUCUGUCCAACAGAAAUAGAGCUCAAGUCACAUACUUUU
Messenger RNA from Arvicanthis niloticus (Nile rat), 4107 nucleotides. It is a transcript of the gene Rnf150, whose product is annotated as ring finger protein 150. Lineage: Eukaryota; Metazoa; Chordata; Mammalia; Rodentia; Muridae. The record is from RefSeq and is a predicted model, not a curated record.